Stylonychia lemnae is the source of this 909-nucleotide messenger RNA. NCBI's taxonomy places the organism in Eukaryota, Ciliophora, Spirotrichea, Sporadotrichida, Oxytrichidae. The record is from the annotation of a GenBank genome assembly.
AUGGUUACAAAGACUUAGGCUCCAGCUAAAAAAGAAAUUUCUAAAAAACCAGUGGGAAAGUAAUCAAAAAAAGAUGAGGAUGAAGCAUAUGUAGCAACAAAAUCAGCUAAAGGUAAAUAAAAGAAAGGAGGCGAUGAAAAAAGUGAUGUUAAGAGGCCUUUAUCAGCAUUUUUCCAUUUUUGCGCUGAGAGACGUAUAUCAUUGAAAUAAGAAGAUCCAAGUAUGCCUAUGGGUUAAUAGACGAAAAAAAUGAGUGAAGAGUGGAAAAAUAUGGAUGCAAAGAAAAAAAAGAAAUAUGAGGAUCUAAAUGCAAAAGAUAAGGAAAGAUAUGACAGAGAGGUAGAACAAUCUGGAGGUGGAAAUAAGAAAAAAAAGAAGCCUGCUGAAAAUGGAGAACCAAAAAGACCUGUUAACGCGUAUUUCUUGUAUCAAAAUGACAGAUUAGAAUAACUUAAAAAAGAAUAACCUAAUAAAAGUCAUAAGGAGUGUACUCAAAUACUUUCAAAGGAAUGGGCUGAUUUGGAUAAAGCUAAAAAAGAUAAAUACGAGAAAAGAGCUAAGGAAGGUAAGGAUUAAUAUGAGGUUGAUAAAAAACAAUAUCAAGAAUCUAAAAGUGUAGUGGCAAAUGGUAAUGGAAAAGCAAUUGCAAAAAAGAAAGGCGGUGAUGAGCCUCCAGCGAAGAAAAAUGGUAAUCAUGCUGCUGCCCCUGCUAAAAAAGGAUCUCAACUUGAGAAAUAGCAGCCUUAGAAUAAAAAAGGUAAGAAAUAGGAAUCGGAGGAUGAAGAAGAUGAUGAAGAUGACGAGAAAAAAGAAAGCGGAGAAGAUGAUGAGGAAGACGGUGACGGAGAUGGAGAUGGAGACGAGGAAGAUGAUGAGGAGGACGAAGAAGAGGAAGAGUCUGAUUCUUGA